CAACACAGAGAAACUCAAAAGAGUGAAUUAAGGAAGAAGAAAAAAGGCGAAAACCUUCUUUCCCUGUUUCUCUCAAGAGUCUCCAAAACCCUAGGCAUCUUCUUCCCGCUUCAUCUCUCUCUCUCUCUCUGCGGUUGAAUCCAUAGCAAUGGCCGACGAGCCGGCGUCACCAUCGCCGUCGCAAUCGGCGGCGCCGCUGGGAUCCUCGGUCAUCCCCAUCGUCAACAAGCUACAGGACAUCUUCGCUCAGCUUGGAAGCCAGUCCACGAUUGACUUGCCGCAGGUGGCGGUGGUCGGCAGCCAGAGCAGCGGCAAAUCCAGCGUUCUCGAGGCUCUGGUCGGGAGGGAUUUCCUGCCGCGCGGGAGCGAUAUCUGCACGCGCCGGCCGCUGGUGUUGCAGUUGGUGCAGACGAAGAGGAAGGGCGACGGGAUUGAAGAGGAGUGGGGGGAGUUCCUCCACCGUCCGGAUAUGCGCUUCUAUGAUUUCUCGGAGAUCCGCAGAGAAAUUGAGGCUGUAACAGCUAAGGAAGCAGGAGACAACAAAGGUGUCUCAGACAAGCAGAUCCGUUUGAAGAUUUUCUCCCCAAAUGUUCUUGACAUGACACUUGUCGAUCUUCCCGGGAUAACAAAAGUGCCUGUUGGUGAUCAACCCACGGAUAUUGAAUCAAGAAUUAGAACAAUGAUCAUGUCAUACAUUAAAAAACCUAGCUGCCUUAUUCUGGCUGUCACUGCUGCCAAUGCGGACUUGGCGAACUCAGAUGCACUUCAGAUUGCAGGAAUUGCUGAUCCUGAUGGUUACAGGACAAUUGGCAUUAUCACAAAGCUGGAUAUCAUGGAUAGAGGCACUGAUGCCCGUAACUUGUUACUUGGAAAAGUGAUUCCCCUUCGACUUGGUUAUGUUGGUGUUGUGAAUCGUAGUCAAGAGGAUAUCAAUCUCAAUCGAACUAUUAAGGAUGCACUUGCAGCAGAGGAGAGGUUCUUUCGCUCUCAUCCAGUAUACAAUUCCUUGGCUGAUCGAUGCGGUAUUCCUCAGCUUGCCAAGAAGUUGAAUCAUAUUUUAGUGCAGCAUAUCAAAGGGAUUCUCCCAGUGCUGAAAUCACGGAUAAGUGAUGCACUUGUUUCUGUUGCAAAGGAGCAUGCCAGCUACGGAGAAAUCACUGAGUCUAAGGGGGUUGAUCCUUGUGAAGAUCUGACAGAUGAUGACAUCCGAACUGCGAUUCGAAAUGCUUGUGGUUCUAAUGCUGCAUUGUUUGUACCAGUUAUUCCUUUUGAAGUUCUUGUUCGGAGGCAAAUUGCCCGGUUAUUGUAUCCAAGCCUGCAGUGUGCAAGAUUCAUAUAUGAUGAGCUACUAAAGAUUAGCCAUCGCUGUCUAGCCAAUGAGCUGCAGCGGUUUCCUAUUCUUAAAAAACGCAUGGAUGAAGUCAUUGGAAACUUUUUGAGGGAUGGGCUUGAACCAUCGGAGACGAUGAUUGGGCAUCUUAUUGAAAUGGAGAUGGACUACAUAAAUACUUCCCACCCAAAUUUUAUUGGAGGGACCAAUGCUGUGGAAGUUGCGGAGCAACAAGUAAAGACAUCAAAAGUCAAUCCUGCAAUCUCCAGGCCAAAGGGAGUACGCCGAGUGGCAGAUGUUGAGAAGGUUGCACCAUCCGGAAAUCAUAGCGGCUCUUCAUGGGGCAUUUCGUCAAUUUUCAAGGGAAGUAAUAGUUCCCGUAUGUCAUCUGAGAACUCAGCAAGUAUGGGAUAUAUGGAGGCAGUUCAUGGAAGUGACCCUUUGGACAAGAGCCUGUCUGUGAUCCAUUUGCAAGAGCCACCAGAAAUGUUGAGACCUUCAGAUACCCCCUCGGAGCAGGAGGCUGUUGAAAUCAAAGUCAUUAAAUUGCUAUUGACGUCGUACUACAAUAUUGUUCGGAAGAACAUUGAGGAUUUAGUGCCAAAAACUAUCAUGCACUUUCUGGUACAGCAUGCCAAACGAGAGCUGCACAAUGUGUUGAUUAAGAAGCUUUACAGGGAGAACUUGUUUGAGGAGAUGUUGCAAGAGCCCGACGAGAUUUCAGUGAAGAGAAAGCGGACAAGAGAUACCCUCAAAGUCCUUCAACAAGCAUUUCGAACACUGGAAGAACUGCCGCUGGAAGCUGAAUCCGUGGAAAGAGGGCACAGCUCUGGUUCUGAUACAACGGGGUUGCCGAAAAUGCAAGGAUUCCCUCUAUCCUCUUCAAUGUAUGCAGGAGGCGGCAACAGCUUAAACGGAUUCUACGCAGGUUCUCCACAGACGUCUAGGAAGUCGUCGUCGUCUUCUCACUCGGGCGAGCUGCAGUCGCCAAUGCAUCACUACCCCAUGGUGGAUUCUAAUGGAAGCGGGAGGGGCGCUUACAACAUGCCCAGUCUCUACCCUUUUGCUGAUUAGACAAUUUACCUUAGUUGGUUCUGAACUCUUCUAUUCGUGGCGUAUUUCGAACCCCUAAUAUGCGUAACAGGAAGUCGAAAAUGUCCGUUUUGACCGUUGCAUCGUGUUAAUAUACACGUUUUCCCCAUGUAUUUUUCAUCUAUGAUUGAUACCUAGAUCAGGUUGUUUUUGGGUUGCAAAUUCAAUUGGUUAUAUUUUUUCUUUAGUUGUAAUGAUGGUUCCUGGCUGUAAAUGAUGGUUCCUUGGUUGGCAUAUUGAUGGAGAAGG
Linum tenue is the source of this 2671-nucleotide messenger RNA. NCBI's taxonomy places the organism in Eukaryota, Viridiplantae, Streptophyta, Magnoliopsida, Malpighiales, Linaceae. The record is from the annotation of a GenBank genome assembly.